AUGGCAGACAAAUCGAAAGAGGUAACAGAGAUUUUGAGGUCUCUUGAGAACGCUCUCAACGACAGUUCUCUCACAUCUGCCCAAAAGGCCGAGAAGCUCCUUCGUCUAAGAGAAUAUGGCACAAGCCCAAGUAAUGCAGGCCCCAUCUAUUCAGAGUGGGGUAUGAAAGUACUGGGUAGAUACGGUGUUGAGGGAGAGACGCCAGAUGUGCGUCGCGCGGCACUGCGCUGCGUCGCAAACGCCCUUCUACUGGAUGAAAAAAUGCGUCAGAUUUUCGUGGACACAGGUUAUGGAAGCAAAUUAGCUGAGAUGCUCAAGUGCGACAACUCGGAAGACGAGAUGGUGAUCAGCCGUAUACUGUUCAUAUGUACUUAUGACACUACCAUGGACUACGAGAAGCUUAUCAAGAAUCACUCACUGGGUGAUAAUGUCAACUACCAAAUAAUUCGGCAUGCAAAGCAAUUUCCUAAGUCUGGCAAAAAGCCGUUGGCCCAGAUAGACGAGCUGGCACUUACUGACACGUUGAAAUUGAUAUUCAAUGUCUCAAAGGUCUAUCCAGAUCUUUCCGCGACCUUCUCCCCUUCGAUUCCUUAUAUCUUCAAGAUCAUUAGCCGCAUUGACAUUCCACCUAAACCUCUAGACGGCUUAUUGGGAUACCUUCUGAACUGCCUGUCAACUCUCGAUCUCGAGAACAAGAAGGGAAAGCACUUCGAGAGCAGUCCCAUCUUUCCGACGUUCAACCAAAAUUGCAAUGUUGACAAGCUCAUCAACAUUCUUGACCAAGCAGUAUCUGCAUAUGACGCCCAGGACCUCGCAACGAAGGCCAUCCCACUUCUCCACUCACUUGUCACCAUCUACGAAGUGGCACCUGAUGGGCCCCGUAAAUACAUGCAGUGGCUCCUCUUGCCGGAAGACAGUGAUAGGAAACAACCAAUUGGAACAUCAGAUACGCUGUCAUCCAAGCUGCUGCGACUAUCAACCACGCCAUUCCAGAAUUUGAAAAUCGCGAUCUCCGAGCUCAUGUUCGUUCUCUCUGGCAAAGACGCAGAGAACCUGACAAAGAACAUCGGAUACGGAUUCGCCGCCGGUCUACUAGCCUCUCGUGGUAUUGAGAUACCACAAUCUGCAAGUGAAGCUUUCGCAACCAAUUCGAAUGGCUUUGACCCAGAGAUUAACCCUAUCACCGGCCAACGAUGGGAUGCCGAGAAACAGGACACGGGCCCGCCAAUGUCCAGUGAGGAGAAGGAAAGGGAAGCAGAGAGGUUAUUCGUGCUUUUUGAGAGAGCCAGAGCUACUGGCGUUUUGAAUGUUGAAAAUCCAGUCAGACAGGCUGUUGAGAGUGGACGGUUCGAAGAGUUGCCCGACUCUGAUGAAAGCGAUUGA
Messenger RNA from Aspergillus udagawae, 1383 nucleotides. RefSeq names its product synembryn. The coding region runs from base 1 to 1383 and encodes 460 amino acids. The transcript is spliced from 7 exons. Gene Ontology annotation, cellular component: cytoplasm. The record is from RefSeq and is a predicted model, not a curated record. Lineage: Eukaryota; Fungi; Ascomycota; Eurotiomycetes; Eurotiales; Aspergillaceae. Gene Ontology annotation, biological process: G protein-coupled receptor signaling pathway. Gene Ontology annotation, molecular function: G-protein alpha-subunit binding; guanyl-nucleotide exchange factor activity.